AUGCUGGAGGCGGCCAUGUCGAAAUUCUAUGCGAUUCGGUCAAAAAUCGAAGAGGUAACGGAGGGAAUCGACGAAAAAGGAGUAGCAGAAUCGAAGGAAAGUUCCGAGGAACGAACUGCCAGAUUGGAGAUUCUGUCCGAACGGCGAUGUAAAGAAAGCGCAGAAGUAAUCGCGGAAACCGAAGACGUUUAUUGCGAUUUGCGUUCAUCCUUGCGAUCGUUAAAGAACGAAUCCACUCCAGGAGCUGCACCUGCAGUACAGACUCCAGUCGCUUCGCUGCCAGCAGUUAAUCCUACAUCGACAGUGAAGUUGCCAGAACUGCGAUUGCCAAGCUUCAGCGGUCGUCUUCGAGAGUGGGUUACUUUUCGAGACAUGUUCCAGAGCUUAAUCCACCGUAACCGUCAGCUGUCCGACAUGGACAAAUUUAGCUAUUUACGGUCAUCUUUAGUGGGUGAAGCAUUGCAGGAAGUUGCAGCGCUGGAGAUGACAUCAGCAAACUACGCUAUCGCCUGGGAUCUUCUGCAGAAACGCUACGAGAAUCGGAAGCUCAUAGUGAAGGCCCAUCUAGACGCUCUGUUUGCUGUAGAGCCGAUGAAGCGCGAAAGCUACGAAGCGCUGAAUCACCUACUCAGCGAAUAUGAUCGGAACCUUCAAAUGAUGGAGAAAAUCGGGAGCAUACCGCUAACUGGAGCACCAUCCUGGUUCAUUUGGUGUGUUCCAGAUUAG
Messenger RNA from Armigeres subalbatus, 726 nucleotides. RefSeq lists its product as uncharacterized. The transcript has a single exon. NCBI's taxonomy places the organism in Eukaryota, Metazoa, Arthropoda, Insecta, Diptera, Culicidae. Bases 1 to 726 code for a protein of 241 amino acids. The record is from RefSeq and is a predicted model, not a curated record.